Messenger RNA from Nannizzia gypsea CBS 118893, 2136 nucleotides. RefSeq names its product mitochondrial distribution and morphology protein 31. The record is from RefSeq and is a predicted model, not a curated record. The transcript has 3 exons. NCBI's taxonomy places the organism in Eukaryota, Fungi, Ascomycota, Eurotiomycetes, Onygenales, Arthrodermataceae. The coding region runs from base 1 to 2136 and encodes 711 amino acids. Gene Ontology annotation, cellular component: mitochondrial inner membrane. Gene Ontology annotation, biological process: mitochondrion inheritance.
AUGUCAGGACAUAUAGGACGACGGCUGUUCUCGACACUGCGCACCAGCUUUAGCUCCAGCUUCCAGUUCAGCUUCCUCCAGCCCGGUCGACAGGGUGUACUCGGUCCGUUUACAGAGAACUGUCAUGGCCAGACUCCCAGCUUCAAUCUGUUUCGGAACCGGACUAUACGGCGAUUUUCGUUCUCGAGACCGAAUAAUGUGAGGAAGGUUAGUCGCCAGUUUGCGUCUGGGGGAUUGUUGGUGGUUGGUACAACCUCGACGAGGAGUGCAGCUACGGUCGAGACGGGAGCAGCAGCCUGUGCAGCAGCUUCGGCGGACAAGAGUGUUUACCAUGGCUGUAGGAGGUUUGGAAAUGGCUUAGGCCUUCAGAGUGCUGCCAGCUGGGGAUGGAGACGGUCUCUACAUACAUCAAGGGAGGGAGGCGAAAAGGAUCAUACACCAGAAACGAAGAGACAGCAGCCAUCGGAGCCAUCAAGUGUGAGCGGAGAGGCAUCUAAACCAGUUUCUGGACCGGAAAGCCCAGCUGGCCCUGCAAAGGUUGAUGGAGGACAUGGUCGAUACCAUCUGAUGGACCGGCUGCCGCAUAUGCAUCGACCUACGAAGGAAGAGCUUCUAGCUGCCGCUACAGGAUUCUGGUCACGGCUAAAGGUACGGUUCAAGUGGUUUUCCAUUAGAAGUGUCAGGCCAUUCAAUGUCGAUGAGAUCAGUACUUUUUUUUCCUGGGUUCUGCUUGGGCAUGUGUUAUGGAUUAUACUGGGAACGACGACUUUCUUUUCACUCAUAAUAUUUACUAUCAAUACCGUUUUCGCGCAAGAAACCCUUGCGAGAUGGGUUGGCAACUACCUGACACGAUCAUCAGGAGUGAAAGUUGUCUUUGAAUCAGCAAUUGUGCCUAAAUGGGGCGACGGAGUGAUAACCUUCAAGAACGUGUUUGUGUCCCGCAGACCAGGCCAAGGCAAGGGGAAUGUGAGCAAAGGAUCAUCGAAGACGGCUGCGGCUGCGGCGUUCCAGGGGAUGGAUCACCCUCGCCAGCAGAAUGACGAAGAGACAGAGGACUCGAACUACACGCAGUUCGACGUCUCUAUAGACACGGUCAACGUGACGUUAUCCUUUACCAAAUGGUUCAACAGCCAUGGCAUGUUGAAAGAUGUACAUGUUAAGGGCAUUCGGGGUAUAGUCGACAGGACACAUGUCAAGUGGACAGAGGCGGAUGCUCAGAUUGAUCCCAAAUCGUACCGGGUAGAGCAUAACCCAGGCGACUUUGAGCUGGACUCUUUCAAGAUGGAAGACGUCCUGGUCACCAUAUACCAGCCUAACAACUUCCGGCCAUUUACCCUUAGCAUCUUCUCAUGCGAUCUACCACGGCUUCGACGACAAUGGCUCAUGUACGACUUUCUGUCUGCGAACAUGAUGUCUGGUUCGUAUGACAAUUCACUAUUCACCAUCCACCCACGACAAACGCAUCGAUACACGGGAGCUCAGCUACAAGGCGGGUUAGAAGAGGACGGCAGCCGGAGUCCCUGGAAGAAACAUAAUCGAAUUCGCAUAGACGGGCUAAACAUAGACCAUCUCAACACAGGAGUCCAGGGUCCCUUCUCAUGGAUCCAUGAAGGCACAGUCGACAUUGUUGCGGACCUCAUGCUUCCUGCUGAAACGGACGAGAGCCUGAGCAAGGUUAUGUCCGAUUUCUACGACAGAAUGGAGGCCACUGUUACUGCAGACCGCUAUCAUCCGAACGACAGCACGCUGGCCCAGAACGAAGACAAUAAGCGGUUUGUGGUCACCGACUUGCGCAUACAUCUGAACAAUGUGCGAGCGGUAGUGCCCAUUUUUAACCGCGACUUGUCAUACGUUAAUAACGCUCUCAUCAGGCCCAUAGUGGCGUACAUCAACAGCCGACGAACUUUCAUCCCCAUCCAGUGCCGGCUAGUUAAGCGAGCGAGCGACUUUGAUGGUAGCUGGACCAUCUUUGACAGCGGAUUGAUGGAUGAUCUAUCUGCAGAGACAUAUGACGCCUUUGCACGAGACGUUGUCGAUGAGCAGGCUCGGACACGACGUUUCAAGAAAGUCGGCCUCUGGUCCCUCCAACUCGCUGCACAAGCCAUAUUCAUGGGCAUGGCCGGUAAUAUCAUUUAG